UCAAUUGUGAUAUCUUGUGGCUGUUGUGGACUUGUGGCAUAACAAAAUUAUGAUUUUCUCGCAUCAAUUUAUUCUCUAUAAUUGCUUUUCUGGUGGUUUGCUUUCAAUAUUAAUCCAGUUGUGCUAACUCAUGUCACAGGACUGGACCAGUGAUAGUGAUGGCAGUGAUAAGUUUGAGUGGGACAGUGAUGGUGAGGCCGAGGCCUCAUCUGCUCCGGCUAUGAGGAACUUCGAUGCUCCUGGCCCAUCCACACUCAGUUCCAAUGGGUGGAUCAACGGGGAAGCGCCGCCUACUUCUUUGAUCGAGGGAUAUGUGGAAAUGGGCUUCCCAAAAGAGAUGGUCAUGAGGAGUAUUAAGGAGAUUGGACAUGGUGAUGCAGAUGCGCUGCUCGAGCUACUCCUCACGUAUAAGGCACUAGGUGAUGAUGAUGAUGCACUGGGCAAUCACUCUACUUCUGGCUGCAACCUCCCUAUUGUUGAAGAUGAUGAUGAUCUUGAUUUUGAGAACUGGGAUGGCGAUGAUGAUACUGGUGGUAGAGAGUCAAGCUCUGAUGAUUCUGGUUAUGAGGUAAAUGAUUUCUUAUCUCCAGUUCAGCAGCAAAGAAUUCCUACUGUUUUGAGCUUUCAUCAGUGUAGUAUUGCAUUGUGAAGUUUGAGCACUUGAUUUUUCUACAUAGAAUUUUCACCAUGUUAAAGUUUUUUUUUCCUAUAAGAGAGUAAUAUAAGGAGUGAGUUUAAUAACGUUAGACAAUACCUCCCGCAGAGUAAUCAAACAAACUGGAAAACAGUAGAAACUGAGUGUAUUAUUGUCCUGCUUCUUUGUGAAUUUCAUGAAUCAGAAAAUUAAUUUCUGUUAGACACCACUUGUUUUCUCUUCAGUUCGUAUGCAUUUGAAAGUCAGUAACAAGUCUUACGAUUUGUGGAUUUAUUUUUCUACAAGCAAAUUAUUUGAAAAUGAUUAUAAUGCUGGAAAAGAACAUCACUUACCACAUUAAUUAGUUGCAUCAAACUGCCGUCCAAGACCAACCUCAGGAAAGCAACAUCU
Messenger RNA from Aegilops tauschii subsp. strangulata, 1045 nucleotides. The record is from RefSeq and is a predicted model, not a curated record. Lineage: Eukaryota; Viridiplantae; Streptophyta; Magnoliopsida; Poales; Poaceae.